Molecule: messenger RNA, 942 nt
Organism: Cyanidioschyzon merolae strain 10D
Lineage: Eukaryota; Rhodophyta; Bangiophyceae; Cyanidiales; Cyanidiaceae
Product: probable long chain fatty acid elongation enzyme Elo1p
Exons: 1
Coding region: 1-942 (313 amino acids)
Biological process (GO): fatty acid elongation, monounsaturated fatty acid; very long-chain fatty acid biosynthetic process; sphingolipid biosynthetic process
Cellular component (GO): endoplasmic reticulum membrane
Molecular function (GO): fatty acid elongase activity
Source: RefSeq, a predicted model, not a curated record
AUGCAGUCGAAGCGCCACAUCGUUCAAGAUUCGCAGAGUGCGGCUUCCUCAAGAGCGAAAGCGCUUCGCUGUUCAAGUUUGGCCUUGCUCCAGCCGAAUACUUUCUUCUACAUGGUUCAAGAAGAAUACUAUUCGGUUGCUAGAGCGUUGCGCUCCGUACUCGCGAGCGGCACGCUUGACGGAGCGCGCGACUUUCGUUUUCGCUAUGGCGAGAGCGCGCUCAGCGUUUGGUACGUGCCGAUCCUGACUUGCGUUCUAUACUAUGUUUUUCAGAGAGGAAUACAACAAUAUAUGAAAGAAAGGACUGCUCCAAAGCUGAAACAGCUUUUGUUUGUCUAUAAUAUGACGAUGAGUUUCGGCUCGGCUGCUCUUUUUGCGGCUCUUACCAAACUGCUGUGGUCUCGUUGGCAGUCGCUCUCCUUCCACGAUAUGAUAUGCUCGAAGCAGAUGCACGAGGACGGUAGAGUGCAGCUUCUGUACUGGAUGAACUACUUCUUUAAGUAUAUUGAGCUAGCUGAUACGCUUUUUCUCGCAAUUAGAAAGCGCAAAAUAAUAUUCCUGCACUCGUACCAUCAUGCUGCGACGCUGGUGCUGUGCUGGUCUCAGCUAGUGGAGCACUCCGCUGUUCAGUGGGUCGUCAUUGAUCUGAAUUUAUUUGUGCACAUCAUCAUGUACUACUACUAUGCGGUAUCUGCGCUUGGAAUCAAGCCCUGGUGGCGACGUUAUCUGACCAAACUGCAAAUAUCUCAGUUCGUGAUCGACUUGACUGCCUGCGGCUACGCAUACGGCUACUAUGUGGUCUACGGUUGGGGGUCCUGUUACGGAACCGUCACGGGGGCUUACAUGGGGAUCGGAAUUCUCUUUUCGUAUCUCCUGCUUUUCAUCAAAUUCUAUAUUGAGACAUACAAAGGAUCGAAGUCAGCCACGAAACUGAAGGUUUGA